Capra hircus (goat) is the source of this 5629-nucleotide messenger RNA. RefSeq names its product zinc finger protein 160-like. NCBI's taxonomy places the organism in Eukaryota, Metazoa, Chordata, Mammalia, Artiodactyla, Bovidae. The record is from RefSeq and is a predicted model, not a curated record. Gene Ontology annotation, biological process: regulation of transcription by RNA polymerase II. Gene Ontology annotation, molecular function: RNA polymerase II cis-regulatory region sequence-specific DNA binding; DNA-binding transcription factor activity.
CCCUGGUCGGAAGCCGCGGCUCUAAAAGCAAGAGCCCUUUCACACGGAGCCGGAAGUUGGAGAGCGCGGAGCUGAGGUCCCCGAGCGGCGCCAAAGCGUCCUUCUAGAAUUCAUUCUUUGCCUGAGUGCUUUCUUCCCUUCAUCUCAUACAUUUGAAAUUUUCUUUGACCUCUGAAGACUUGUGUUGCCUGAGGAAGCCCUGAAGUUGAGGAAGAGGAAAGAAAAGGAGUGAGGCAUGGCUCUUUGUCAGGAACGACUGACCUCUGAGGAUGUGGCCAUCAAAUUCACUCAGGAGGAGUGGGAAUUCCUGGAUCCUGCUCAGAGGGCCUUGUACAGGGACGUGAUGCUGGAGACCUAUAGGAACCUGCUGUCUGUGGAUAUCUCUCCUACACAUGUGAUCAAGGAUUUACAACCCAAAGUGAACAGUGAUAAACGAGAAACAUUCCAAACAUUGAUGCUGGGAAGACCUAAAAGCUGUGAAAUCAAACAUGUUCAUCUUUGGGAAAGUCAGGAAAAUAUGUGUGACUUUGAGUGUCAGGGGAGAGAUGACAAAAGAAAUUACAAAGGCACACCUGUAAGCCUUAAUGGAAGUGUGCCUGAUGGAAGAGAUUCAUAUGAUGGAAAGGAUGCAGGAAUCAAACCCUUUGGAAACAGGCUUGGAUUUAAGUCUCAGGAGAAACUGCAGAUACUUCAAACUGGCAGGAUAAUUUCUGAAUAUAAUAGAGUUGAGAGGUCUGUCGACAACAGUUUCUCAUUUUCACCACUUCAAAGAAUUCCUCCUUGUGUCCAAACCAGUGUUUCUAAUAUAUAUGGGAAUGAUUUUAUGAAUCCUUCAGUAGUAUCGCAAGAUGUCAAAGCACACAGGGAAAAACGUUACAAAUGUGAUGAGUGUGGCAAGGCCUUUCGUGUAAAGUCAGUCCUUUUAAGUCAUCAGACAGUUCAUACUGGAGACAAACCUUACAAAUGUGAUGAGUGUGGCAAGGCCUUUACUCACAGCUCAAACCUCAGGAGACAUCAGAAAAUUCAUGCAGGACAGAAAUUUAAAUGUGAUACAUGUGACAAAGUCUUCAGCCGAAAUGAAAACCUUGCUGGUCAUCAGAGGAUUCAUACUGGAGAGAAACCUUACAAAUGUGAUGAGUGUGGCAAAGUCUUUUCUCACAGAUCAACCCUCAGGAGACAUCAGAAAAUUCAUAUAGGAAUGAAAUUAUUUAAAUGUGAUAUAUGUGACAAAGUCUGCAGCCGAAAUGCAGACCUUGCUGUUCAUCAGAGGGUUCAUACUGGAGAGAAACCUUACAAAUGUAAUGAGUGUGGCAAGCAGUAUAGUUACUCUUCACAGUUAAUAAGUCAUAAGAGACUUCAUACUGGAGAGAAACCUUACAAAUGUGAUGAGUGUGGCAAGGCCUUUCGUGUUAAAACCUUCCUUAUAAGUCAUCAGACAGUUCAUACUGGUGAGAAACCUUACAAAUGUGAUGAGUGUGGUGAGGCCUUUCGUCUAAAGUCAACCAUUUUUAGGCAUCAGACAGUUCAUACUGAAGAGAAACGUUACAAAUGUGAUGAGUGUGGCAAGGCCUUUACUCACAGCUCAUACCUUAGGAGCCAUAAGAAAAUGCAUACAAGAAAGAAAUUAUUGAAAUGUGAUAUAUGUGACAAAAUCUUCAGACGAAAUGUACACCUUGCUGGUCAUCAGAGGGUUCAUACUAGAGAGAAACAUUACAAAUGUGAUGAGUGUGGCAAAGCCUUUUGUGUAAAGUCAGUCCUUUUAAGGCAUCAGACAAUUCAUACUGGAGAGAAACCUUACAAAUGUGAUGAGUGUGGCAAGGCCUUUCGUCUUAAAACCUUCCUUUUAAGUCAUCAGACAGUUCAUACUGGUGAGAAACCCUACAAAUGUGAUGAGUGUGGCAAGACCUUUCGUCUAAAGUCAACCAUUUUUAGGCAUCAGACAGUUCAUACUGGAGAGAAACCUUACAAAUGCGAUGAGUGUGGCAAGACCUUUCAUGUAAAGUCAAUGCUUUUAAGUCAUCAGACAGUUCAUACUGGAGAGAAACAAGGACGAUGUAAUGAGUGUGGCAACAGCUUUCGUGUAAAGUCUACCCUUUUAAGUCAUCGGACAGUUCAUACUGGAGAGAAACUUUACAAAUGUGAGGAGUGUGGCAAGGCCUGGUAUAGGGAACAAGGUAUAAGGAAGGUUGAGAAGUGCUUGCAAACGAGACUCUCAACCAGGGCUGAACAUUCUUGCAAACGAGAUGUUCAGUCAAGAAUCCUCCGUUCCCGUGGGAAAAGAACAUUUAUUGCACACAAGGAUGUUUCCCUGAUUCCUCAAAAGGAACAGACCCUGGGACAAAACGGAUUCUAAGUUGAUAAGGAAGUUCCCGAAAAAGUCUUAGCUGCAGUAAAUAAGGUAAAGGUUGUCUCACCCUGCGCCUGGGCACUGUAUAGUCGCUGAAUUAUGGUGUUUGGCAACUUGCCCUGUAGAUUGUUGUGCAAAAGAUAUAAAGUGAAGCAGCAGUUGUAAAGUAAAAAGAUUCAAACCACUCUGCAGUGUUGGUGUUUCAUUCCGUCGCCAGCAUCUGGCGCCCAACACGGGGCACGACCAAACCGAAAGGGUAAGCACCCCGGGGCGAAACGCUGAAAGGGGGACUUUCGGCAAAAAGAAUAAAAGAAAAGAACCGAAAGGGUAAGCACCCUGGGGGCGAGAUGCUGAAAGGGGGACUUUUGGGAAAAAGAAAAUAAGAGAAAAAGAACAGAAAAAAGAGAAAAGAAAAAGAAAAAACCAUGGAGAAUUCCCCGUCUUUAAAGUCACAAUAUAUGGAGCUGGUUAAGGGGCUCCUGCGUUCUAUAGGAAUUACAAUGUCUACUCGCCGUUUGAGUAAGUUGUUCUGCCUCAUAGAGCAGCAUUACUAUUGGUUUCAAUAUCAAACAAAAGUACAGCUGAAUUUGAAGGAAUGGAGAGUGGUAAAGAAGGACUUAAGAAAGCAACAUCAAAAAGGAAAUGUGAUUUCCUUUAAGGCUGUGGACUCUAUGUAGCGCUAUAAUGCAAACUUUAAAGUUAUUGGCUGCUGAUGGUGAGGCCGUCUCAUGUUCCCUUAAGGAUGAUUCCCUGUGUGAGGAUGUGCCUGUGAGUGAGGAAAAGGAAGGCAAAUGUGAGGAGGGGGCUUCACCUCGGCCUCCACCCAAACCUCCGGAUGACAGUACAGAUUCAUUCAGAGAGACAGAUAGAGAUGUGAGUUCGGGGGAGGAUUCAGAUUCUAUAGAGGCAAUGACCGCUGCCUUUUGGAAGGUUUUAUUAAAUAGAAAACAAACUUCCAAGGCUGUUAACCCUUCUGCACCAUCUUACGCAUCCCUAUUUCCGGUAGCUGUCGACAAGGCUGAGUUAGGGAGAGAGAGUCAGUGGUUUUGGAAGUACGGGACAAAGUAUAUUUUGGGAAAUGCUUAUUAAUGACUCUCGUCCUUUUAUGUCACUGAUCAUUGAAGAUAGACAGUUUGAAGGAUUAGUGGAUACAGGAGCAGAUGUUUCAGUUAUUUCUCUCCAGCAGUGGACUAAUGACUAGAAAAAAGAAAAAAGUCCUCUUGUUUUAACAGGCUUAGGAUCUAUAGCAGAUGUGUGGAGAAGUGCUCAACCUUUGUCAUGCCAAUUGUCUAAUGGAAAAAAAGGAUUUAUUUCUUUUUACAUUGUUAAUACACCUAUUAAUAUCUGGGGAAGAGAUAUUUUACUUUCUUUAGGAACAACACUCACCAUCUCGUCGGGAAACUUGUAGCCACUGCUCAGAUUCCUCGAGCUCUCCCAUUGAAGUGGUUAACUGAUGUCCCUAAAUGGGUUGAGCAGUGGCUGCUUCCAAAAGUGAAGCUCAAGGCUUUCGAACAAUUAGUAGAAGAACAGCUUCAAUCUGGCCAUAUCGAACCUUCCACCUCUGCUUGGAAUUCUCCUGUUUUUGUCAUUAAGAAAAAAUCUGUUAAAUGGAGAAUGUUGACUGAUUUAAGGGAAGUUAACAAAUGUAUAGAACCUAUGGGAGCUUUGCAAUUAGGUCUCCCUUCUCCUGCUUUGAUUCCACAGAAUUGGUUUUUGAUGGUUUCAGAUUUGAAGGAUUGCUUUUUUACUAUUCCUUUGCAAAUAAAAGAUAGAAAUAAAUUUGCUUUUACUAUUCCAGUGUAUAAUCAUGGGCAGUGUCAGUUAACCUUACUAUUUGGAUGGGAAACUUUACUUUGAAUAUUAAUGAUCCUAGAGGGCUGUUUCAAGUUCAUUUGCAUAUUAAUAAAUCUAACUCUGCUAUAGCAUGUGUAAAAUUUCCUUAUUCUUUACUGUAUGGACAAUGGAUUUGGAAUGAAAUUUUGGGAGUUAUAUCAUGUUCUGAUUGUAACUUGACUCAACGUAUAAACCGUUCCUGGUGGGAAAAUGUUGAAGACAAGAUGGUCCAUUCCAGUAAUCACUCUUCGGUCACUGUGAAAGCACGGGCUGGACUCUGGUUGCCUGGGAAUCUCACUCGGACGUGGUCGGGCUCUUUUGCUGUCCCUCCUCUUGUGAACGCUGUGCACACUCUUCUCCAUCGAUCCCGAAGAAUGCUUGGCAUCAUCAUCGCAUCAUUUCUCACUGUGGCUUCAGUAACAGCAACAGCAACUGUAGCAGGUCUUGCUUUGCAUCAGGGCAUACAGACUACUGAUUUUGUCAGGGAGUGGCAUAAGGAUGCUCAUUUAUUGUAGCAACAACAGCAUGAUUUGGACUCUCAAUUGGCUACUGAUGUAUUGAAUUUACAACACACUGUUUCCUGGUUAGGAGAUCAAGUGACUGUGUUAGCUACAAGGAGUAUGUUAAAAUGUGAUUGGAACUCAUCUCACCUAUGUGUAACCCCUGUUCCCUUUAAUAUGAGUGAGAGUUGGGAAAAAGUGAAAAGAUCUUUAGUGGGACACCAGAAUUUAACUGCUGAAAUUAUGGAAUUGGAACAAACUAUAUUGUCAACUUUUAGUAAGACGCUGCCUGAUAUUCUUGGUUCUGAUAUACUGAAGAGUCUUCAAGAAGGAUUAAAUAACCUCAGUCCUUUAGGGCAGGUAUCUACAUUGUUAACAUCCUUUGUGAAUACUUUGUUAAUUGUUGCUAACAAUUGAAAGAAGCAGCUUUGAGUAUUCAAGUGCUUAGUCAGCACCUUCAAGAAAAGAAAGAUGUAGGGAACGAGGUAUAAGGUAGGUUGAGAAGUGCUUGCAAUCGAGACUCUCAACCAGGGCUGAACAUUCUUGCAAACGAGAUGUUCUGCCCAGUGUAGGGAACAAAGUAUAAGGAAGGUUGAGAAGUGCUUGCAAACGACACUCUCAACCAGGGCUAAACAUUCUUGCAAAUGAGAUAUUCAGUCAAGAAUCCUCUGUUCCCUUGGGAAAAGAACAUUUCUUACACACAAGGAUGUUUCUGAUUCCUCAAAAGGAACAGACCCAAGGACAAAAUGGAUUCUAAGUUGAUAAGGAAGUUCCCAAAAAAGUCUUAGCUGCAGUAAAUAAGUUAAGGUAAAGGUUAUCUCACCCCAUGCCUGCGCACUGUAUAGUCGCUGAAUUAUGGUGUUUGGCAACUUGCCCUGUAGAUUGUUGUGCAAAAGAUGUAAAGCAGCUGCAAGAAACAGCAGUUGUAAAGUAAAAAGAUUCAAACCAC